AUGCGUGUCACAACCGCGUUCUGGCUCGCGGCGGCCGCACUCGCCAAAGCCGCCUACUGGAUGGAGGACGUCCCGCACCAGGGCAUCUCAGCAUACCAUCCGGAUCCCAACUACCAAGUCUUCCGCAACGUCAGAGAUUUCGGCGCCAAGGGAGACGGCGUCACGGAUGACACUGCUGCCAUCAACCUCGCCAUCUCUUCUGGCCAGAGAUGCGGACCGGGCACUUGCAAGGGCGAGACCACAUCGCCGGCAACCGUCUACUUUCCCCCUGGAACCUAUCUCAUCUCCGGUUCCAUCAUCGACUACUUCUAUACCCAGAUCAUUGGCGACCCAAACGAUCGCCCCGUCAUCAAGGCCGCCGCCGACUUCCCCACCAACACAACCCUUGGCCUUCUCGAUGGAAACCAGUACGGCGCAAACGGCCUUGCAUGGGGUGCGACCAACGUAUUCUUCAGGCAGAUCCGCAACCUCGUCUUCGAUACCACCGCCAUCCCGGCCUCGGCGGCUGCUUAUGCGAUCCACUGGCCGUCGUCUCAAGCCACUGCCAUUACCAACUGUGCCUUCUACCUUGCCGAGGGGCCAGACAGUAAGCAUAUUGGCCUCUUCAUCGAGGAGGGCUCCGGAGGUCUCCUCAACGACCUGGAAUUUCACGGAGGGCUGUACGGCGCCAGCUUCGGUAACCAGCAAUACACCCUUCGCGGGGCCAGCUUCUUCAACGCCCAGGUAGCCAUCAACCAGAUCUGGGAUUGGGGCUGGACUUACAAGAGCAUAUAUAUCGAGAACUGUGCCAUCGGCAUCCGUAUGCAGGACACCGGCACCAGCUCCAUCACUCUCAUUGACUCAGAUUUCGUCGACGUCGAGACCGCGAUCCACUCCAGCCGCGACCCGGGCGCCUCCGUACCCACCACGGCCGGCACGCUCGUAAUGGAGAACGUCGGCUUCGUCGGCGUCAACGCUAUACUCCGCGACCCCCAGAACAACACCAUCAUCCCCGGAUCCGCGGGAAGCGUCCGCAGCCAGGGCUUCGCCAUGGGACACAUCUACACGCCCACCGGCCCGACGGACUACACCGGCGACGACGCCUCCUACUUCCCCGUCUACCCUGCCCUUCAGGGCGCCUCUUCAACCGGCGGCACCAAGUACUACGAGCGCUCCAAGCCGCAUUACGCGGACCUCCCUGCGAUCAACUUUAUCUCGGCCCGCGCCUUCGGCGCCGCCGGCGACGGCAGCACGGACGACACGGUGGCGCUGAACAACCUCCUCAACUACGUGACCGCCAAUCCAUCCGCCAACCUCGUCGCCUUCGUCGACGCCGGCACGUACUACGUCUCCGACACCGUCUUCAUCCCCCCCGGCGCGCGGGUCGUCGGCGAGGCCCUCGCCUCCAUCAUCAUGGGCGGCGGCGCCAAGUUCCAAGACAUCACGAACCCCCACCCGGUCGUCAAGGUCGGCCUCCCCGGCCAGUGCGGCACCGUCGAGUGGUCCGACAUGAUCGUCUCGACGCGCGGCCCGGCUCCCGGCGCCAAGGUCAUCGAGUACAACCUCAACUCCCUCGGCGAGCCGGCGGGCAUGUGGGACGUGCACGUCCGCGUCGGCGGGUUCGCCGGCACGCAGCAGCAGCUCGCGCAGUGCCCCACGACGCCCGAGGUCACCAUCACCGCCGACACGGUGGAUGCCAACUGCAUCGCCGCCUUCAUGAGCAUGCACAUGACCAAGUCGAGCUCCAACCUGUUCAUGGAGAACUGCUGGCUCUGGGUCGCCGACCACGACCUCGAGGACCCCAACUACACGCAGGUGACCAUCUACGCCGGCCGCGGCCUGCUCGUCGAGUCGACCAACGGCAGGAUCUGGCUCUCGGCCUCCGGCAGCGAGCACCACACGCUCUACCAGUACCAGCUCGUCAACACGCGCGACGUCUACAUGGGCCAGGUGCAGUCCGAGACGCCCUACUACCAGCCGAACCCCGUCGCCUCCAUCCCCUUCCCCCGCGUCGAGGGCUACCACGACCCGGACUUCGAGGCCGACUGCCGGGACCACGACCCGAGCGCGCCGCCGUGCGAGAUGGCGUGGGGCCUGCGCGUCGUCGCCAGCCGCAACGUGGUCGCCUUCGGCGCCGGGCACUACUCCUUCUUCAACAACUACAGCACCGCCUGCUGCCAGAUCGGGGCCGGCGCCCGGUGCCAGCAGAGGAUCGUCGACAUCCGCGACGGGCCGGAUGGCGACGCGACCCCCUCGGUGGGUGUCGAGGUCUACAACCUCCAGAUCGUCGGCACGACGGCCAUGGUCACGAGGGACGGGACCGACGUCGCCUUUUACAGGGACAACAUUGCCGGGUUCACGGCCGGUAUCGCGCUGUACCAACACUAG
Molecule: messenger RNA, 2367 nt
Organism: Colletotrichum graminicola M1.001
Lineage: Eukaryota; Fungi; Ascomycota; Sordariomycetes; Glomerellales; Glomerellaceae
Product: glucan 1,3-beta-glucosidase
Exons: 4
Coding region: 1-2367 (788 amino acids)
Molecular function (GO): polygalacturonase activity
Source: RefSeq, a predicted model, not a curated record